Paralichthys olivaceus (Japanese flounder) is the source of this 2480-nucleotide messenger RNA. Its product is annotated as zinc finger protein 709-like. The record is from RefSeq and is a predicted model, not a curated record. Lineage: Eukaryota; Metazoa; Chordata; Actinopteri; Pleuronectiformes; Paralichthyidae. Gene Ontology annotation, biological process: regulation of gene expression. Gene Ontology annotation, cellular component: nucleus.
UGACGUCAUAGUGUCGUCACUUUCCAAGAUGGCGGCAUUUGCGUGGCAGCGUUAUCGUUAGCGAACGCAGCGUUGGAGAGAAAAGAGCUCAAACCUGCUGAGAGGAGGAGAAGCAUUUGGAGGACGUUAACUUUGACCAACAAGGAUGAGUUCUCCAAAGGAGUUGAAACCGGCAGAGGCAGACAAGAGCAGAACUCAUCAGUGUAAGAACUGUGGGAAAAGUUUCAGUCGGAUAUGUAGUCUAAAAAGACAUGAACUCACCCACACUGAGGAAGAACUCUAUCACUGUGAACAAUGUGGCAGCAGCUUCAGCCAGCUAAAUGCAUACAACCUACACUUGUAUACCCACCCUGAAGAGACGCUGUACUCCUGUGACCAGUGUGGGAUGGAUUUCAGUGACCAGAGCUCUUACAGAAAACACCUGCGUGACCACACUGGACCAUACCAGUGUGACCAGUGUGAAAAGAGUUUCAGUUACUUCAGCAUUUACAAGAUACACAUGCGAGUCCACACGAAAGAAAAGCCGUACUGCUGUGACCAGUGUCCAAAGAGUUUUAGCUUUUUAAGCUCGUACAAGCGACACCUGCUCAGCCACAGUGGAGAGAAGCCGUACCAGUGUGACUUCUGUGGAAAGAGUUUCACCCAGUCGGGACACUUCAGUCUGCAUCUACGCAACCACACAGGAGAAAAACCGUAUGAGUGUGAGCAGUGUGACAAGAGUUUCAGUGACUUGAGUAGUUAUAGGAUACACCUUCGUGUCCACACCGGAGAGAAACCUUACUGCUGUGACCAGUGUGGGAGGAGAUUCUCUCAGUUGGGUAAUUACAAGUCACACAUGCGUAUCCACACAGGAGAAAAACCUUUCCACUGUGAACUCUGCGAGAAAAGUUUCUCCAUCUCAAAAACGUAUAAACAACAUGUGCGCACGCACACAGGAGAAAAACCAUAUCAGUGUAAAGAUUGUGGGAAAGGCUUUGGGCGCCUAAGCAACUAUAUGCGCCACCUACGCAUUCAUACAGGAGAGCAACCAUUCAGCUGUGAGCAGUGUGGGAAAUGUUUCAACAGUUCAUACAGUUACAGCCGUCACCUGAGAGUCCACACCGGAGAGAAACCUUACUGGUGUUCCCAUUGUAAGAGGCUGUUCACACGCUCACAGUCUUUAAAGAAACACCGCUGUGUUGAGGUAGAUGAAGAAAGUUUAUCUGUGAUUACCAAAGAAGAAGAAUCGAGUUGCUCAUUAACAGAACCUACAAGUGACAACCAGUAACGACUAACAAAAUAAUCUACAGACUGUCUUCAUGGUAAUGGGAGACAUGAAGUCAUUUGUUGUAUUUUGUCUUUCCAUAGAACUUGACAAACUAGCCUUCAUUGGCAUCUCACACCCUUGGACUGAUUUAAAUCAUUCCUCUCUCUCAGUUCAUCCAACUCAAAUAUUUUAAAUCCCAGCCAUUUCCUGUCACUAAUGGUGUUCCCCAGGGUUCUGUCAGGGGCCCCUUUUUGUUUAUCAUCUAAUUACUUCCUCUUGGCCAUAUCUCUCAUAAAUUUAACAUAAAUUUCCAUUGCAAUGCAGAUGACACCCAGCUCUACCUUUCCACCAAACCUACCUCCAUCCUCCCGCCUACCUCCCUCUCUGAUUGCCUCCAGAAAUCAAAUCCUGGUUCUUCCUCAAACUCAACAAUUGUUCUGCUUAUUGCCACCUUAUCAAAAUCAGACAGUUUUUCCUUCACAGUUGAAAAUUCUUUAGUUUCUCUCUCCCCUCAGGUUGAGUCUGGGUGUCAUCGUUGACAGCACACUUUCUUUUCAAGCUCAAUAAUGUUCACGAGUCCACGUACUUCCAUCAUUGUAGCAUUAAUAGCCUCCACCAUUCCUCACACCCAACAGCACCACCGUUCUUGUACACAUCCCAGUUACAUCCCUCAUUGAUGAUUGUAACUUCUUCUUUUCGGUCUCUCUCACAAAUUCCUUCAUAAACUGCAACUAGUCCAGAACUCUUCCACAUCAUUUCCAGAACCACCUCCAUUAAUCCCAUCACUCCUGUCCUUCAGCAGCUUCAUUGGCUCCUGGUCAAAUACUGCAUUGUUUUUAAGAUUCUGCUCGUCACUUUAAGGCCAUCCAUAAUAUCACUCUUCUAUAUAUAUCUACACUCUUUCUGAACUCCUGCACAUCGACUUCUUCCAUCCACCUCUCUGUACAACCUGCAAGCUGGACCACCAUGGAAUUUAGAGCCUUUAGCCGCUCUGCUCCUCACCUCUGGAACUCCCUCCCACCAGACAUUCGUUCCAUCGGCUGACUCCAUUUUCAAAUCCCAUCUCAUAACCCAUCUUUUUAAACUGGCAUAUUCAGUUUGAUUGUUUUCCUUUUGGCCAAACUACAUAAUGUUUUAUUCACUGUUAACUUUAUUGAUCUUUAUGAUACAUUGCUCUAUGUUAUGUUUUUGUGUCUGCCUUUUAAGGUGACCUUGAGUGCUGGGAAAGGCGCCU